AUGGGCGGCAUAUGGCUUGAGAGGAAGGAAGAAGAAAAAUUUUAUUACUCUGCUAAUUUAUUUAGGCUGUCUGAAUGCCAGCCUCUUGAGUUCUGCGAAACGAGAUCAGGUCCUGAGUAUCUACUGCGCAAGUAUCAGUUCUUCUCCAGUGGCAAGAUGGACCUGACCCAGUUUUACUACAACGACUCCUCCUGUUCAGUGCCCUGGUUUUGUGUACAGGCCAGAGGGAUCAUCAAGAAACAUCAUGAUUCCUGGAUCAUCAACAGUGCUACUGAGUUUGAAUACAACUUGGACUAUGCUGUAGUAACUCCUUACACUUCAGAAGCCAGCAGCUACCUAACCAAGAAACUCGUCAGAAACCCAAGAUGUCUGCGCUACAACGACACCACGUCACCAUGGAAACCAAACGAGAGCCACGUCAUCUACCACAAUGUUUACGGAAGUGAUGAAUAUGAGGAUUACAACGAAGAUAAUUUCAGAGAUGACGUUUCAUCGUCGUCUUCAUCAUCCAGCAGCAUCGAUAUAAUUGACUGCCUUCCGGAAAUAGACAUCUCCUUCCACGAGCUGCAGCUAGCCAGGAUGAAAGAAACGAUCAAACAAGUAAACAACAACAACAAAGUAAACACCGACAAUCUCAAUGACGUCAUCAACAACAACACCAAGAACAAAUUGCUUCGCGACAACAACGACAAUAAAGGCAACAGCAACCAAAAGAAACAAGCAGACAAGUAUUCCGCCAUGAAUUCAGCAGACGAAAUGGAGCCAUUGAAAUAUAACUCAGAGAUCAAUUGUUCUGCCUCAUCAAGAUAUUUAUUGUUUGGAGACGUGCACACGAACAAGAGCAUGAGACAGUUGCAUAGACCAAACUCGUUUCAAGAAGCACUGGCCUCUGCAAAGAAUUUGUUUCCGAUUCCGAACACUUAUAGUUUUUCUGAUUUUGAGGCCCAUUAA
This is a messenger RNA of Helobdella robusta, 951 nucleotides long. RefSeq lists its product as hypothetical. The transcript is spliced from 5 exons. Gene Ontology annotation, cellular component: plasma membrane. The coding region runs from base 1 to 951 and encodes 316 amino acids. The record is from RefSeq and is a predicted model, not a curated record. NCBI's taxonomy places the organism in Eukaryota, Metazoa, Annelida, Clitellata, Rhynchobdellida, Glossiphoniidae. Gene Ontology annotation, biological process: negative regulation of Wnt signaling pathway. Gene Ontology annotation, molecular function: Wnt-protein binding.